AGUUUAGGAGGUUCAUGGGAAAAAAUAGCAGACAAAAGGCAUGAGAACGUACGUAAAUACGACUGAAUCCUUUCUCAGUAGCUUAAGAGACCUUGGCAGUCUUACCAUAAUGUGGCGUCUUAGGAUCCUCGCUGUUCUCUUAGUUUUCAAAGGUGGGCACUGCCUGAAUGCCAACAGGCACUUGGCUGCCUUUGGACUUCCAGAUACGCCGAUUGACAUCAUCGGAGGAGAAGUAGCUGAGCAUGGAGAAUUUCCUUAUCAAGUCUCUGUUCAACACAAGGGAAUCUUCGGGCAGAUCCACGUUUGUGGAGGCUCCAUUCUCAAUGAAAUGUACAUACUGACUUCUGCAAAUUGUAUCGAAAGCCUCCCAACAAACAGCAUGAGAGUUAUUGCUGGAAUGACUUCGUUGGCAAAAGAUUUGGACACGAAGCAAGAGAGAACAGCAAGCAUCAAAGUCAUCCACGAGAACUAUAGCUCUGUGACCAGAGAUAAUGAUAUCGCUUUGGUAAAGCUAGAAGAAGGACUAACCCUAAACGACCUUGUCCAGCCAAUAGAGAUUCCCACAGAAGGAGUGCUAGAUGGAUCAAUAUGUAUCAUGACAGGAUGGGGUGCAACCACAGAGACUGGCGACAAAGUAGACGAUUUACACAAGGUCAAAAUACCCGUAGUCGACUCGGUCCUGUGCAGAACGUUCUAUGGUGAAAGUGCCAUAAGUGACGGCAUGGUAUGCGCAGGGAAAAUCACAGGGGGCAGUGGUUCGUGCGAGGGCGACAAAGGAGGCCCUCUGCAGUGUGAGGGAGUUCUACAGGGGAUAUACUCUUGGGGCAAAGGCUGUGCUGAGCCAGCUUCCCCGGGUGUUUAUACUAAAGUGAUUCAUUAUAAGGAAUGGAUUGAAAACUACAUUUCCAAUCACUAAAGACAAAAUGGCCCAUUUCUCGAGCAAAAAGGUUGGGUAUAAAAUGUUGUGUCCUUUUUUUUAAAUUAGAGUAUUUUUUCAGUCAAUUUCCACUUUUCUAAUGUAAAUUAAAAGCUCAAUAUAUAUAAUCGAUGACUUAAAAA
Macrobrachium nipponense is the source of this 1059-nucleotide messenger RNA. RefSeq names its product trypsin-1-like. The transcript is spliced from 6 exons. Gene Ontology annotation, biological process: proteolysis. NCBI's taxonomy places the organism in Eukaryota, Metazoa, Arthropoda, Malacostraca, Decapoda, Palaemonidae. Gene Ontology annotation, molecular function: serine-type endopeptidase activity. The record is from RefSeq and is a predicted model, not a curated record. The coding region runs from base 41 to 916 and encodes 291 amino acids.